UUGGCUGACACCCGUGGUAUAAAAACUAUCCUUGGCGACAUAUUACGGCAUUUUGAACAUAAAGAUUGCAAAGUAAGCUGUGCAGAUUUUAAACAUGAAUGCAGUUAUCGUUCUUGUUGUCUUAAUAGGCUAUACACAUGCCCAGUUAGAUUCCCCUUUAACUUUGGCUAUGCUCAGUCGUGGUAUGCGGGGCGGUGCCAGUACCACAGGCAGUGUGAACCCACUUGGUCUCGCCGUGUUAGGAGGAAGCGGAAAUAGCAAAAUGUUGCAAAUGAUGACCCUUAUGAACAUGAUGAACAAAGAACCCACUCCCACCGAUGCCUCGGCCAACGCCAUCGCCCAGCCUAAGGCUACCAGAGAGACUACCAUGGUCAAUCCUAUGAUGGACACCCUGAUGACUCUUAGUCUGUGUCGUGAGACUGUCGGCGACCAGAGGUUCUGUACCCCCUUCACCUGUAAGUUGGAGUCAAUCCGUCGCUACACCAGCCCAAAUCUUCUGCAGUGCCAGCAGAUGAUGGGAUGUUGCUUCAAGGACGUGAGAUCGAUGUAUUUCGCCAACACGAUGAAAGGGUUGUAAGGUAACAAGGACCGUAGAAGAGAAUCAUCGUCAUUUAUUCAUCUCCCGGUGUUGCCAUUUUUUUCUGGUCAUCAAUGUCGUGUCAACAAAAGCGACGAGUGCAUUGGGUGUCCUUUCUUCCGAUGUUGUUUGAUAUUUUAUUGUUUUGUCUUCAUUAGACGUGUGUUUGUUGUUAAUAAGAAAUACAGGAAUA
Messenger RNA from Ostrea edulis (European flat oyster), 770 nucleotides. RefSeq lists its product as uncharacterized. The transcript is spliced from 3 exons. NCBI's taxonomy places the organism in Eukaryota, Metazoa, Mollusca, Bivalvia, Ostreida, Ostreidae. The record is from RefSeq and is a predicted model, not a curated record. The coding region runs from base 95 to 577 and encodes 160 amino acids.